ACUUUGCUUCAUAGCUUCUUACUGUAGGUAGAAUCAGGUCUCAAUAUAUUUGACUCCGUCAGACGCUAUCAAGAUGCGCCCUUUUUGGCGCCAAUCUUUGUUACUUUUUAUGCUAAUCACAGCAUUUUCUGAUGCAGCUCGAGUUUUUAACUUUCAACCUGGACUUGACUAUCAAUACGAAGUUCAAACAGCUACAGAUUUAACUAAUGUAGGAAGAAUGAAUGCAAAAUCUAAGGUUGGUUUUCAAUGGAUUAGAGAAACAGAAGAUAGACAACACGAGAUAUACCUUCGGGUGAGGUCUUAUUCAAUGACUUUUAAAAGUCAUACAGUGUCGGAUGACGAGAUGGACAUUGAAUUUGAUAAUUGGUUUUCAUUUAUCAUGGAUCAAAAUGGUGAUGUUUCACUGGUGAAAUACCAGAAGCAUGAUGACAUGAAGCCAGUUAAUAUCAAGAAGGCAUUGGCUGGAAUCAUCGCAACCAGACUUCAUCAUGAAGACUUUCAAAUUCCAGCUGGGUCAUCUAGUUGGUCAUUUAAGUCGACUGAACGUGACCAUACAGGUCAUCACCAUGCUAAUUAUACAGUGUUUCAGAACGAGCAAGGCGAUAUUCAUAUUCGUAAACGAAGAACAGCUCACGUUCAUCCGCAAAAAAUCAACUUUUUUCACAACAAGGAAAUCAAUAUCAAAUCCGGACAGACAGUUCCUCACUUGAUACAAAUAAAUGAGGAAGUUCCACUCGGUGGACGAGACCUAAGCGAGGGAGCUGGUACGAUGAAUUUUGAGCCUUUAGAAAAACCAAAACAUAUCAACGGUGAAAAGGAACCAUUGCCUGAUAUGAGUGUUUAUGCUGAUAGUCAAAUGCGAUUUUUAACAUCCUUACCAAUGUCAGUGCCUCCAAGACCAGAUGACCUUAUUGACGAUACAAUAGAAGUCGGAACGGAUUUUAAUUUUCACGAAGAUCCUGUGGUUGAGGAAGAGGUCAUGCAACAUAUCAGAGGAAAUCUGACCUGCCUUCGAGAAGGCGAUCUUGAUGAACUUACUAAUAAGAUCAACAUCUGCUACGGUGGACUUAUUUCGGCUUUGGAAAAAUUACCAUACGAAACGGCAAAGGAUCUUGCUCAUAAAUAUUUCAGCAAGCCUUUAAGGAAUGAUCAGGACGUGAUGGACCGUGGCUUUAUAUUGGAUGCCUUUACGGGGGUUCGAUCUAACUACAAUCAAGAACUUCUAACUGAACUUCUUUUUAACUCACGAACUCCAAAUGCUGCGCUAAUGAUUCGUUUUCUGGAACACAUACCAUUUUUCCAAACUAUAAAGUCACAGAAACUGAUCGAUGCUGUUGAAAGGUUAGCAAUCACAAAAUCGGAAUAUAAAGGUACACGUGAGGAAGUACGAUUACGAGAAUUGGCUACUUUCAUAAGCGGUGCAAUUGUCAAGAUUUUACAAGAUGAAGGGCGCCAUGAUGAGGCAGAAAAAGUAGUUGAGACACUUCAUAAGAAAGUUGGAGUAUUUGAUGCAUGGCACCAUCGUCGAAGAAGGUCGACAAUGUCUCCUGAUUCAUUGGAAAGAUAUGAAAGAGAUGUUGUGAUAUUACUUGGUGCUUUGGGAAAUGGUGCACAUCCAACAUCUGCCGAUUACAUUUUGAGCUUUACAAAUUCAAGCGAAGCACCUAAACAUUUUCAGGAAUCUGGGUUGUAUGCCCUUCGUCAUUUCCAUACACAACAGGCUGCUGAUGCCCUUGUUAAUGCUUGGAAGACAGAAAAGAACAGAAAUUAUAAAAAAGCCUUUAAGAAGUUAUGUGAGGAGAAUCCUGCAGCAUACAAUCUAGCAGUCUUAACUGAGCCCAAUUUUAAUGGUAGUGUUGUCGAGAUACAGCCAGGUCAGUCUCAUAAUGAGACGGUGACUACUCAUAACAGAGGUAAACGGUUCAUAAGAGAAGCAGUAGAUUUGUUAAUACCAGAACUAGAUCAUUUAACGGAUCGCAGUGAAGGGGACAAAUUUAUUGGCGGGAAUUACGGCGGCACGUCAAGCAGCAUCAUGAAUAUAAUUUCAGAUCCACAAGAAACUAGAGCAAUCCAUGAUUUCUCUCUAUACGGAGCAUUCAAAUUUCUACUCAGAAUGUUUUCACCAUUCGAAAAUUUUCGAGCCGCCUACCAGGAAUCCCACCUGCAUUUACUGUCAUUAUACACAAUGAAUGUGUUAGAGGAUUAUGGAUUAGAUAUUUUGCCAAAAGCCAUCAAGCAACUCGAUGCAUUACUAACGUAUCUUAUACAGGGACUGCGUAAUGCACUCAACGCAGUCAUUGAGGUUUUGAACCUUGGACUUGACCAAGAUAUUUUGACCCUUGUUAUCAGAUAUAAAGCUUUGAUGAGAGAUAUAUCGAAAAUGUCAACUGUUCAAAUUUUAGAUGAACUGGGAAUCAUAAACCUUGAGAAUGUUCCAAUUGAAAUUAGAAAUGCAGUUUAUUUGGUACGAAAUGGUGAUCAACUGGUUGCAGAUACUAAAGCAGACAUCAUUUCAUUCCUUGAGGAAUAUAUGGGCGAACUACUUGCCGAGCUUCCUUGGGAUGUUGAACAGAUUUAUAAAACUGUAAAAGCAAUGAAGAUGAUUAUCGACAAAUUCCAUGACCACCCUAAAGAAGCAAUUGCAGAUUUGUUGAAGAUGUUUGAUAAGACCGAACGAGCAUUGAAAAAGUUUACAAUCACAAAAAAUCGAAUUGAGAAAAAGCUCACAAACCUAAAAAGUCUUCCCCCAACAUGGUACAAAGACAUCCGACAAGUGGUGGAAGAUAAAAAAGAGAUGAUUAAGGAAGUUGACGAAAUACUUCGUACAAAACUGAAAGAGUGGGCACUUGAGAAUGUACAGCAACGAGAAAUCAUGAGCCUAGUUCGUGGUGCAUUGGCAAAAUUAAAUGAAACAUUGACGCAGCUCAAAGACAUUCCAAAUUCAUUCAAAGAGUCUCUGGAUAUUGUCAAGUCACAUAUGGGAAAGCUAAAUGCGACAGUCGUGAAUGUUUUAAAGAGAGUGGUUGAUAAUGCGCGACAUGAAAUUGAAGACAUCUUUGGUGUCCGGUUUCAUAAAGACUUUCCCAGAAUUUUUCGAGAAAGGAGUGAUACAUGUCCCGAAGAUGGAUUUUAUCCAACCACGAGUUUAGACAGAUACAGCGAAAUUGGCGUUGACCUAAUAAUCAAAAAUAAUCAGCAGGUUGUAGCGCCGCUUUCAGGUAUUCUUUCUGUGAUUGGUGAUGAAACAAUCCAAAUUGAAAUUACUGGUGGAUCAUUGAUUGAUACCAUUUUGACAAUAGAUAAUAUAAAUGUCUACCAACAGUACAUUGACGGUCCAGUUCAGGUUUACAUGGGAGAAAUUAUUGGAAGAGCUUCGGUCUCAAAUUGCCAACCUCACAAUUACAUUCAUGUCGUGAUGAAAAAACUGAACGAUGCUGGUACAGAAUACAUCGACCCAUCGCCCUUCAUGGAAAAGGUUAAACUUGAAUGUCCAUCUUUUGAGUUUGGACGGAACUUAAAUAUAGUCAAGUAUAAGGGAUUUAUCAUCGAGUAUGAUAAUCUUAUCCCGUUUCAUCCAACUGCUGAAGACGCUACUCCACCGAGGGCCUCACCCCCACCGACAGACACAAUUCCAAUAGAAAGCAGUGGCUUGCUGGCUUUGGUUGCAGAUCAAGCUCCGCCAAGUUUUGCAUCUACAAUUGGAUUACCGGAACCAACUGCCGCCGGUCCUCAGUUUGAUCCUUAUAGUUUUAGCGAUAUGUCCAUGUGCUCGGUAAUGGAAGCAAUCAAACUUUUGAAAGACAAUGAACUGAAACAGAAAGUAAUAGACACUUUGAUUGCAUUUAAGGAAGAAAUCGGUGGAUUCAAGGCAUUUCUACCAAAUUCCCUCACCGAUGAUUAUCUUAGAACACUCCUACAGGAACGAGGUUUAUCUAUCAAGGGCGCUAGAGAGGAAUUAUUGGCAAGAUUUGGUCAACCAGAUGAUAUGUGUCCCUUGUUGAUGGUAGCUAUGCAACGGAAUGCUUAUUGCCGUUUCGAGGACCUCUGCUUGGGUGUAGAAUGUCAGAUUCCAAUUGAAGUUAACUCCAAUGUAUAUCCACUGAAGGUUUUUGUGCGAUACCUUCCUGAUACAGAAGAACUUCAAGUUGGACUUGGAGAACACAACAUAAGGAACAUUAUUCCAGAUCCUCUUGAAAUAUCAAAAGAAGUAGUAGUCUUAGAAGGUGGUUGGAAAAAAUUCAACAAAGAACUCAUUGUAAGAUUUUCUGCUGGCUUAGAAAAUGGUGAACUGUAUUUUGACAUGGAGUCACAACUGUGUUCAACUUCGGAUGAUGAUGACUGCGAACCAUUGAAAGAUAUCUUCAAUGAUAUGCUUAUUCCAAUACCAUUUCGUUAUCCUGAUGGUACAUUUGGAUGGAAAGACAUUAAUAUAAAAAAAUAUUUUGCAAGGUCCGCGAUGGAACGAAUAUUUAAUGUCACAGAAAUACCUAAAGAGGGUGUUGUUGAAUAUAUAAAGGAUGAUGUGUUAAGGUAUUGGCAGAAUUUGCUUGACAGCGGUGUAGAAAUUAUCAAUGGUGUUUUGAAUGUUAACGUAAAAAUGAAACUGAAUACGAUGUCAAUCAAAGGCAAUAACGAAGGGAAAUCUGAAGGUGAACGAACUAGCAGAAGAACUAAGGCGCCUUUUAAACUGGAAAAGAUCGCAGAUUCAAUUAACGAAUGCCCAGCAGUAGCAGAACUUCUUGCUGAGAUUGUCCCAGACUUCAGUGUUCUUCCUCGUGGUAUAAAUGGCAGCCUAAGAGCAAUCGGCGGAGGUUUGACGGAGUAUGGAGUUAAAGCAUUUCUUGUUAAAAUUAUGAAUAUGACCAUCCAAGAUUUUGAGGCAACAGUGGAUUUGCACAAUAUUCUGUCAAACAAUAUUCAAGAUGUGAUGACGGCGAUCGUGGAAGAAUAUAAGAAUAAGCUGAUCAGCAAAAUUGAUGCUAAAAUUGGUAAAGCAGUUGACAAGAUUUUGACAGCGAUUGACUAUCGUUUCCAGGCUUGUAAACAUUUUAAAAAGAAAGUGAAAACGUUUUUUGAAUUUGUUUGGGUUCAUAUUUUAGGCGGAAUGGUCCCAAUGAGCUUAAGGUUCAGAGCAUAUGGAUUUGUGGCACCAGGUGCAUGUAUCGAUAUCAGUGUACUCAAGUUCAAAGCUAAGGCCGAGCUCUUUGUUUCUGGUGGCGCUACAUCUGAAGGCAGGGUAUCAGUUGGAUUUGGUCUAUAUGCAUCAAUGGCGUUGACUGGAGAUAUCCUUACGGUUAGAUUACCCAUUGGCAUGGAAUUUCAGUUUGUACGAUCACCAAGCCGAAGGCUGUUUGUUGACAUCGAACUUAUUCCAUUGAUACUGAAACUGGACACAUAUAUUGAAGUUGGAAUAGGCAGGUUCAAGGUAAAGAUUUUCAAAGCAAACCUUUGGGAAUACCAAACAGCGUCCCAAAGAGCAAACAUUUGGGAAAAAGUUACCAUGAAGGAAAAUAAGGAACGACCGGUCAUUGAUCCAGUUUUCGAGCGUAAAACGAAAGCAAGUGAUUCCGGUGAAUGUUUUGUCACACAAGUGCCUGGACUUGACUACACUAACCCAACAUUUGAAUUAAUAUUUAAUGCUCACGACAGUCGCAGUGAAUUAGUAUAUACUUUAGAUGUUGGAACAUUGCCUGGUGGAAGUGACGUAAUUUCAGAUAUGGAACUUGGUGGCGCAGUAACAACUGCCAAUGUUGACAUGAAGGGCGGAGUUCCAUUAUUCUUUACUGUUAAUGUCAAAAGUAAUGAAGGGUUAACAUCAAGAGCAACGUGUAGUAUCCAUACAUAUGACAUCACACUUCCUGCUGGUCGCCUGACACCUGGGUUUUUAUCGACAAGUCGUCCAGACAUUCUCCGAUGUUCUACAUUAGUGUUUGAUGAUUCUGAAACUGCAAGUUUGAGAGAAGCUGUAGGGUUUGGCCCUGGUGAAUGGGGAGAACAGCUUGUGGGAUGGGAUGGACCAAGUGGCUACUGGGUCGAAGCAAAUGCUGCUAACCAGUUUCCGAAUCUAGAAUAUUUCUCCAUCCCUCAAGUUGGCCGACUGGUGUCAGAUCCUGUUGAAUCUAUUACAAAGCAAUACCCGGAUGCAUGCGCUGCUGAAUGCCUCAAACUACCGGCAACAAAAUGCAGAAGUUUCAACUAUGACAUGAGAGAUGGAAAGUGUGAGCUACUAGAGGAAUUAGAAGGAGAUGGGGUAGAACUGCAUCAGUAUGGUUACUUUUAUCACUAUGAACGUUUGGGGCUUGGCCUAGCAACAGACUACACCCACGAAGGACUGAACAUGAAGCAUAAUAAUCUACAUUAUUUCAACAUAGAGGCAAUCAACACAUUGGGCUACAAAAACAUUUUAUCUUCACUUCCAAUUCUUACUGACUUCACAACACCAGAGCCAGGUCUCAUUACCAAUAGGCAACUUGAUGUGACAUUUCACGACAAUUGCACCUCAUUUACACCUGAAGAAUGGGAGAACAGGUGUGUGGAGGAAACAUUCCUACCAAAUCAUCGAAACAUAAUUGACGGUAAAGGGUCGAUGACAGUUUUCAAUGGACAUAUACCACUAGUUGAUGAGAAGUGGACAAGAGCUAAUAGAUACAUUGCAUCAAAUUGGGACGGAAUUCAUGAUGACGAAACUGGGAUAUUUGGGUACACAUGGGCGAUUGGCCAUCACAUGUGUGAUGACAUCAUACACCAUCAUCAUGAUCCUCAUGCUCAUUUGUUUGACGAAUCAGAAUGGACACACAUUGGAUUAGUAAAUGGCCUAAUGCUACCAGAUGAUGAAUACUACAUCACAGUGAGAGGAUUGAAUAAGGUUGCAUUUGGUGGACCUUUGUCGUUGUCCAUCUGCCAUUCACUUCCUCUGGUGAUUGACAACACCUUCCCUUUCAUUAAUGAUAUAUUCGACAUUAGUUAUAAUGAAGACUUGGAGGAGGUUUCUGUAUCAUACAAUGUAAGUGACCCUAACUCUGAGAUUUAUGCGGUGGAUAUUGGAAUAGGAGAAGGUAAAUAUGAUGUUUACCUAAAGGAAUGGGAAAGAUACUAUGACGACAAUACAUCAGUAGUUCCGUACAAGUUGAUAGAUGGCGUCCCAGCAUGGUUGCAGAUAAGAGCAAUUAAUAAUGUGGACCUCCGUUUAGUUGAUCACGCUGAUUCACCACUAAUCGUUGACUUCAGUCCUCCAGUUGCUGGCUACUUCAGAGAUGGGUUUAAUCUUGGUAUUGAUAGUGAUUAUGAAAGUGACGAAACGCAGUAUUGUGCCAAUUGGGUAGAUUUUGCCGACGAGGAAUCUGGUAUUGCUGGUUAUGUUUUGGGAUUAGGAACAUUUCCUGGAUUAACGGAUGUUGCAGAGUUUAUUUCACUUCAAAGUCAUGAUUACAAAUUUUGCAUCAAAGGAUUGCAUCUGCAACAUGGAGUCAAGUAUUAUGGAGUGUUAGCAGCUUUCAAUGGUGGACAUAAGCAUCUCAAUACAACGGUUGCUUCUGAUGGAGUGCUCAUCGAUAAAACGCCACCAGUGGAGGGUGAACUUCUAGACGGCAUAUUGGCGAACAACAUAGAUCUUCAGUAUUCUUCAGCUCCCGCAACAGUAUCUGGCCAAUGGCAAAAUUUUACCGAUCCGGAAUCGGGUAUUGAUGAUUUUGUCAUUAGUGUCUACUGUAGACAUACAUUGAGUGAGGAAUUUGCAGAGUUUGAGGUCAUUCAUGAACCGGAAUCUGUUGGUCCAAAUACGUCAUUUUUUGAAUGGCAUCAUUUCCACCUGAAAGAUGGCGAUGAUGUAUUUAUUGAAUUAGAAGCCAUCAACCAAGCUGGGUUGGCGCUAUCAAAACAAUCUGAUGGCUUUAGGGUUGAUCUUACACCUCCGAUUAUGACGUUCAUUGGAGAUGGAAGUACACCAGGAGAGGAUAUCGAAUUUCAGUCAAAUGAUACUCUCAUUUCGGCAAACUGGAAAUUCAAUGAUCCAGAGUCUGAUAUGAACCACUACAAGUUCUCAGUUUCUGAAACCUAUGGAGGAACCAAGCAUCAAAUAUUUCCAAGCCCCCACACCCAUCCGCUGUUUGUGGAAGUACCUCAAAGUAUGAAUGUUCAUACUGAGGCUGGUCUGACUUUGAAAGAAGGCGGCCUUUAUAACACGCGAAUUGCAGGAGUGAACAAUGCCGGUUUGACGUCACCACACGAAACAAAUGGUGUCAUCAUUGAUCCAUCACCACCACUGAUUUUUAGUGUCAAGGUUGGAGUUAUGGAUGGAGGUGAAGCUGAGGAAUUAUUGUUUGGCUAUGUUUGGCAAAGCGACAAACAAGGGAUCCGAGCUACAUGGAAAGCAGUGGACGCUGAAAGUGGCAUCAUCGCAUAUUGGGUUGCAAUUGGAACUCAACCAGGAUCAGGUGAUAUUCAGCAAUUCAUAAGCAUGGGACCGGAUGAAUCAGCGUACAUCAAUGGACUUAAUCUUACACUAACUGAUGCAAAUACAUGUUCAGAUUUUGAAUUCCUAGAAUCUUGUCAACCAGUUUAUUACAUCACCGUAAUGGCAGAAAAUGGGGCACGUUCUUUUAGUGAAAAAGUUAUCUCAUCACCAAUCCGAGUUGUUGAGGCUGAUAAAAUAGGAAUGGUUUGGGAUGGAACUGAAACUGAAAUCAUUGAUGGGAGAUUGAUUGUUGCACAUGAUAUUGAUGCUCAGAUGCAAGAAACAGAACUGUUUGCAAUAUUCCAUGGUUUUGAGAGUCAACUGGAUGGACUUGCUGCAUACGAAUGGGCAAUCGGUACUGAGCCUCGUUUUGAUGAUGUACAACCAUUUUCACAAGCAGGACUUGUUUUAUACAAAGAUCCAAACCAAAUGGGAACAGGUCUUCCCGGUUCAGGACACGCAUACACUACCAUUACUCUUGAGCAUGGUGUAAAGUAUUACGUCACAGUCCGCUCAAUCACUGGUGCUGGAAACGUUCUCGAAGCAGUGUCAGAUGGUGUAAUAGUUGACCAAACUCCUACUGAGAUACAUUCUCUAACUUUCGGACUUCCCGGUGAAAAUAAUACCGAGACCCUCAAUUCUGAAGUUACAAUAUAUUCAAAGACAGAUGAUGAACUUUUAGCUAGUUGGCAAAUGGCAGACAUUGAAAGUGAUGUCAUCAGUGUUGAGUAUUCAUAUGGGACGUAUCCACUUGGAAGUGACUUGAGCAAAAAGGCAGAGAUACUUAACACUACUACAACUGCCAGUGUUUUCCAAAUGCCUAUUGGGAAAGGCUUGUCAAAUGUCCUAAACAUCUAUGUUACAAAUUCAGCAACACUACGUACAGAAACAGUGUCGAGUAGUAUCGUUGUGGAUAUCAACCCACCUGGAGACGGAGAGGUGUUUUGUCCAGAGUACAUCAGUGAGAGAAAGAUUAAAUGUUCAUGGGCUGGUUUUGUGGAUGUUGAAUCGGGUAUUGAAACGUAUUCUUUCUCCAUUGGGACACAAGUUGGUGCAAAUGAUGUUUACUUUGCCAAUGAGAUUCCUGGAUAUGCAGAUGCAUUUUUAGUUGAGGGUUUUGGUAGCGGACCUCUUAGUUCUUUCCAAUCCUUCUAUGUGACAAUAGCAGCAUUCAAUAAAGUCGGAUUGUCAACAACAGCAUUCUCUGAUGAGAUCAAGGUUGAUAGUUCUCCACCAAUCCCAGGGCUUGUUAUAGAACUUUGUGACGUUAGCGUUUUAUCACAUAAUGGAUCUGAGGAUUCAAUUAGUACGUCUGCACAAUAUAUUUGUGAUGAUGAGAAUGACGAUGAAGAUUGUCAGAGACAAGACGCUGUAUGUCAGACAUCGCUCACUACGGUUGCAGUUGCUUGGCAACCAUUUAUUGAACCAGAGUCAUACAUUACAAGUUAUGAAAUUGCCAUAGGAAGUGAGAUGGGAAAAGCGGAUAUCUCAAAUUUUCAAUUGGUCUCGCCAUAUAUAACUCACUAUGAAAUCACUGGUUUAGACCUAAGUGAAGUUCGACAGGUCUUCGUAAUGCUUAAGGGAACAAAUGCUGCUGAACUGUCUGCCGUUGCUAUGUCAAAUGGUGUCUUCAUAAGUCGCGUUUCUAGUGGACUUGAGCCUCUCGGAAACCCGAUAGUUAACGACGGAAAUUCAACAGCUGAAGACAUUGACUUCCAAACGGAUGCUUACGAACUCAGAGCCACAUGGAACUUCAAUGGUGAUCCUUGCCCAAUUAUAAAAUAUGAAUGGGCUAUUACAAGGAUAGAUGGGGUGGUGAUACAAGACUUUAAAUAUGUUUCAACCAAAUUAUUGGCAAUGAAAGAUGAUAUGAACAUGCUAGAUGGAGAGACAUACUACAGCACUGUGCGUGCUACCAACGCACUAGGCUAUGUACAAACGAUUAGGACAGACGGCUUGACCCUUCGCUUACAACCGAUACUACCAGGCCGUGUGUACGAUGGUAGCGUGAUCGGAUUUGAUUUAAAUGAGCAAGCAUCCAUUACAACUCUUUCAGCCAAUUGGGAUGGCUUUGGUGGUGAGGAUCAGGACAAUGAUGUCAUUAUCCAAAAUGGUUAUAUUAGCAGUUCAAAGCAACUAAUUGAAUAUUACACCAUUGCUAUUGGAACCGAUCGCCGAUAUCCUAAGACACGAGACAAUAUUGUGCCGUUUACAAACGUGAAGUUGAACACCGUCUGGACUUUUACUGAAUUAGAAUUAGUACCAGAAGCGGCGAUAUACUACGCCACUGUUCGCGCUUAUGGUGGCAAGCUGGCAUUUGCCGAAGUUACAUCAAAUGGCAUCCGUGUUGGAAAUGGUCUUGGAGUUAAAGGUGGUGAACUCGAAACUAAGAAUUUUAUCAAUCAAGUUUCUGAAGUAUCAUUUUCUUGGUCCAACUUCCGGUCAGAGCAGCCUAUGUUUUUCUACAUGUACGGGAUUUCAAGUGAUCAGAAUUCCACAGUAGUUGAAUGUGACAUAUUUCAAGAGAUGACUAAUGGUAAAUGUACAACUGAUGCAUGUACAAAGGUAGAAUCCUUGUUUGAUAUUGUUAGUAUUACCAACGCCGGAAAAAACACGUAUGCUGAAUCAACUUCUCUUCAUUUGGAACAUGACAGCACUUACUACACCGUUGUUUUUGGAACCGACGAAGCUGGACAAUGUAACAAAACCAGUGAACAUUUCAAAGUUGACUUGACAAAGCCUGUUGAAGGAAAAAUGAGACUUGAAAACAACCCACAUGUUCCCGUUGAUUUUCCUGUUUGGUUUACCGCUGAUUCGACAAUGUUAACAAUUCACUGGAGUGAAUUUGAAGAUCCAGAAAGUCAGAUUGACUAUUAUGAGAUUGAACUAUUGGUGGCACCGUCUUGCAAGGCUGGCGAUGAAGAAGUAUUAACAACAGUUGUGGAGGCAGUUAAAUUGGAAGCGUCCUAUACUAGUUACAAUUUUUAUCAUCUAAAUCUGCAGCCACUGAGUCCAUAUUACGUUAAACUGACAGCAACCAAUAGGGCAGGCUCAUCUGUAAACAUUUUAUCGUCUCCAAUAAUUUUUGACGAUUCCAGACCAACCGCAGGCCUAGUGGUUGAUGGUCUCGAUUUUCUGAACGACAAAUCACACAGCAGCUUCGUUGAUCACAUGCCAGGUUCUUUCAUCUUUCUACCGGACCCAAACAUCGAAGCAUGUCCCGAUGAGUACGCACCAUUUGAUGACGAUUUAUGGAAAAUAAUUGAAAGUAAAAGCAUUUGGAAUAUGGAUGGAAAUGAUUGGAAAAUUAUUUACAAUAUAGAACAGGUCAAAGUGACCAAUUCUGUUAAUAUUACACUGAAGAUGGAAACUGAUAUACAGAAGGAAGACGUGUUAUCUGGUGCUGUGUACAGGCAUGUUGACAUUGGUAAAGGUGGAACAUUUAAGAUGGAUAUAAAAGCUGCUCCUCAAAAUAUACCUGCCAUCACAAGUGUGGUAUUUUGGGAUGGUCCUGACGGUGUCGUUGGCGAUUUCAUUGUUCCAACAGUAGAAGAGGAACCGUGUUCAUGUUGCUAUGAAGAAAGUAAUGGGACUAAUUGCGACUGUGAUUGUUCAAUGGUUGGAGUUACCACCACAACACGCAAAAUAACAACUUUAAAAGCAACGACAGUUCCGUGGGAGAUAGUCAAAGAUGAUGGGAGUGACGGUGGUGAGGAUCACAAAAAACAGACGGAUGUUGAACAAGCAUGUGGCCUUCAGUUGUAUGCUGAGGCAGAAUUGUCAUCAGCAACAUUAUGGUGUAGAUUUUACCAGGAUGAAAUGGAUAUUUUGUACAACAUCUAUGACUUAUCUUUUGAUCCGUCCAAAGACUGGCAUCAUUAUGAAUUUACCUUCAAAGAAGAAUAUAAUGCUGAUCCAACAAAGAUUGGCUUCACGUUUCAACUGUCUGUGGAUGGAAAUCCUCUCGGAGAUUUAUCUGGUGUACCACGUUUGUCCAACAACACAAAGCUGACCUUGCAACUAUGGAACGAUGAAAACUAUGUUCCCGAGUUUACUGAUCCGUUCGAUAUUCCGACAACUUCGGCAGAGUUUGCAAAUAUUAGACUUCCUCCUCCAAGUGAAAACCUUUGUCGUUAUGGCAACCCAUAUAGAGGCGGUAUUGCUCCAACUGUAAAGUUUCUUGCUGGUAUUGGUACCGAACCAAAUAUUAUUGAUGUACAUGAAGAAGUUGAGGUUUUUGAUCCAUGCUAUCCAUGUCACCAUGAAUGCCAUCGGUAUUUUUGCGACCCACUUUGCCGUGCAGAUGAAACAUAUCUUGGACAGUUUACCAUUGAUCAUUUGGAGCUUGAGGAGAUGCGAUGGUACACUGAUUCAAAUGGGACUGAUGAAUAUCUUCCAGCAAUUUACUUUCUACGAGUUGAAGAAAUUUUAGCAAAUGGUAUGUCGACAAACUAUUCUUCUGACGGUGUUACCAUUGAUACAACGCCACCAGAGCUUGAAUACAUGAGUUACUAUGAUGUGAACCUUGACGAAAAUCAACCUGUGUCUGCCCAAUCUUCAAACUCUACCAUCAAAGCAUCAUGGGACUUUCUAGACCAAGAAAGUCUAGUUGUGGAAUAUUAUUGGGCCAUCGGUACAACUCCUGGAGGAACAGACCUGCAGAAAUUUGUUUACCUCGGGAAUGUAAAGGAAGGAACAAAUACUGAUUUAGAAGGCAAUUUACAUAAUCGUGAAUGGUACUAUGUAACGGUAAAAGCUGUCAAUGGAGCAGGCCUUGUAAAAGUGCAAGAAUUCCACGGUGUCUUGGUUGUUUUUGAUCAUCCAAAUGUUGACGACGUUGAAGAGUAUCAAAUGUAUGUACAAAGCGUAAAUAACCAUCCUGCUUAUGUCAGCUCUGAACAAUCAAAACUUGGUUUGAGUUGGACAUCAGCAGGCGACAUAUCAGUUGCUGAAUAUCGAUACUGUGUUGGUAGCUCUGUUGAUAAAGCUGAUGACAUCAUACCGUGUAUCACAAUGUCCAAUGACGGAGGUGCGUCAGUUGAAAUUUAUGAUGGACAAAUUUUUAUUGACGGUGAGGUCUACAGUGGCAUAAGUGAUUUCAGAACACCAAACGAAGAUGGAACAAUUCCAGGAAAUAACAGAUUAUUCCUGGAACCAGGAAAGUGCAUUUUUACAACUCUUUCAAUUUGUAACGAGGCAUAUACGUGUGUAAAUCGGACUCUUAAUUCAACAAACAUUUUAGGUGAUGAGGAUACAAUUAUUUCAUCUGAUGAUGGAAGUGAUUUUAAGAUAUCAUGGGGAGAAGACGAGAAAGUUCUUACGGUGGAACCUGAAGCUGUCGUGCACUCAGCGGAUGAGAAGUUCAGUCUCGAAAUAUCAUCCACAGGAGGUUUGGAACCUGGUGAUUCAAUGUUGUUUGGAGUGUUGUCAAGUGAAGAUUUAGACAAGGAAUAUACAUCCGAUGCUACCGCAGAUUACGUUCCAUAUAUUGUUAAUCCAUUGUAUACGAUAGAACGAACACAGCGCCACCUACGAAAAAGAAUUAAGGCUGUUUAUGAACCAAGCUUUUAUCUCUCACCGCUUGGUCAGGCUGAACUCAACGGACCAUUGAACAUCAAAGUGAAAUUUAAGGCGUCUCCAGAUUGGAAGCAUCAAUCUCCUUACCUGAUCUAUUGGAACAAAGACGAAGGUCAAUGGGACGAUGCUGGACUUACUUGUUCUGAUGAAUUUACUCAAGUCGACUAUGAAGCAGGAGAGAUAUCAGUGAUGGUCUGUGCUACCGAUGGAUCCUCUAUCGAAUCAAGUAAUAGAAGACGGAGAGACACGAACGCAGAUGACUUACAGUCUUAUUUCAGUAAAGAAACACUCUUUACUAUUGCACUUGUGGACGUGAAUAUAUACAACGAACCACCAAUAAUAUUGAUGGAGGAUGUGCUUAAAAUGCAUGAGGAUGCAGGAAUUCUCGAAUAUCAGAUAUACGCCACAGACUCAGACGAUGAUCCAGUUGUUUUCCAGCUCGAUCCGAAUUAUCCAGUAACCGAACUUGGAGAAAUCGUGGAACUAAGUGUAGAUGGUGUCUUUAAAUUUAAACCCUGCCUUGAUUGUUAUGGAAAUGCAUAUAUAUUUAUAAAGGCUGUCGAAACUCCUGAAAGUCAGUUUGUGGAGCCAUUAACCUCUACCAAAGCCUUUGAGGUGGACAUAUCGUCUAGACAAGAUCCACCAGUCGUCUAUUUUUGUACAAGGAAAACAUCUGAUACACCUGCUGUAGACGAAAGAUUUUAUCAGCUAACAAUGGAAGAGAAUACAGACACAAACGUUGCUUAUCAGGAUUUGAUUGGUUAUGUUGGUGCUUAUGACGUAGAUAUGGAUGACGUAUUGCACCUUAUGUUUCAAACUCCAACUCAAGGUCAGUUUCAUGUGAAACCACCAGAAAGAGAAGACCCGUCAACAUCUGGGGCUCUUACAGAAUGCCGCAUCCAGUACCCUCACUCAACGGGUGCAAUGGCUUGGGUGUGGACAGAGGUUACCUACAAGCCUAACAAAGGUUUCUAUGGCUCAGACUAUUUGUCCGUAUUUGCACGUGACCAAGCUGACUUAUAUUCAAAGGUUCUUGAGGUUGAUAUUGCAGUUAUGAAGAAUCCUUGUACUAUACAUGGCACAUGUCAUGGUGUAGUGAAUGACACAAACUGUGAAGAUCCUAGACGUAAAAAUAGUUUUGAUGGAUACAGUUGCUCAUGUGCUACCGGAUGGGUAGGAGAUUUCUGCGAACUCGAUCUUGACGAAUGCGGAGUAGGCGCCCCAUGUACAAGCCCGUACAUUUGCAUAAACGAACAAGGCAGCUUUCGAUGCACUUGUCCACCUGGGAAACCAAACUGCGAUAUGAAAGUGUGGGUUAUAUGUUUAAUAAGCCUUACGAGCGGCGCUGUUUUCUUUGGAAUUCUGGCAGGUAUUGUUUGGUGGUGGAAAAAAAAGAACAAUAAAAUUCACAUUUCGGAAAAUCUAGAGGGUGACGAAAACACACCAGCACCGGAUAUAUCAAACCAUGUUGAGAUGGAUACAUUCGUGGCUAACAGUAUUGAAGAUACACAAAAUAUUGAAACUCCUCUUCAAAAUGGCACCGUAGAUAUCCCUGAUGCAGAGGAAGAUGGUACAUAUGACUCGGAAGAAGGUUCAGUAACUGAUGGUGAUAUACCAACAACAGAUGAUAUACCGGCAAACCUCGACUUGAAUCACUCGAUCAGUAGUCUUCUUGCUGAAGAUGAAUUUAUGCCGAAGUUAUUUGCAUCCUCUGAGGAAAGCCCACAGGAGCCAAACCGGCCUAAUAGUGCUGCAAGAAACCAAGUUUCUCCACUUCCAUUCGGAAUUGAUGGUGAUGGAGCGAAUGGACGCGAGGACGCAAGGAGUCAAACGCCUAAGAUUAAUAAUUGGAUUGUUUAAUGGAGUUAUAAUGAUAAGCAGUUUGGUUAAUGAUUUUGCCUUGUAGGCCUAUUACAGUUACUCUGUGUGUUCAGUGAGAAAAAUAAGAAAUUACAUACAAUAAGGUAUCCAUUAAUAUCUGCUUAUAGAUCAAUCAUUAUUAAGACUACAUUUUGAACAUUUUUUAAUGUAUUCGCACACAAUUUCUACUCCAAUCAAUCGAAACUUAAGUAACGGUUCAUGGAGAUUCACCGUUUUCAUCGUUUCACCUAUAUAUAAAAUUAAUAUAUUAAAUUCCCAAAUAUGUAGAAUUUCAACAAUCUAAUAAUAAACCCUGCAAAGAAUCAAAAUAUCAUUUGGUACAUAUUUCUAUUGCUGUCAAUUUCUGCAUGAUGCAAAUACGAAAGCAGUAUAUGAAGAGGUAUCCUCGCUCAUAUAAAGUAUAAGACUAAGCACAUACCACCUCGACUUACUAAUUCUUUAAGGUAAAGGUAUAACGCUCAAAGUAUCCGUUUGGGAUAUUAUACAUGUAUGUAUUUUUCUUAAGUGGGUCCUUUGACAGGUAUCACUUUUCUUCAUGAUAGCUUUAGGAGCAGUUAUUACAAUUGAAUAAUAGAAUAGACACCAGUACAUGAUACAAUUUAAGUUUCAGAUCCAUAGAAAUAAAGUUGCAUAUCUUUCGUAGUUUAUACAAGUGAACCCAAUGAAUAUAAUUACCACAUCAUUAUGCCUUUUUAUUAUCAUUGUUAUUGUAGAGAAUUUUAAAUAUAAAAGGUUUGUGCAUAGAGGAAUAAUACCUCUAUAGUAUAUGUUAGUAACAUUUAUGUUUGCGGUGCAGGUAUUGUUUUCUCUACUGACAACGAAAUUGUUAUUAUUUUGAUUCAAUAUAUCUAAUUAUAAUUGAUUAUAGUAUGUACUAAUUCAUACCUCUAAUGCCGAUUUUAUGUUUUCAGUAUAGAAACACUUGAAUAAAACUUAUAUUCUUCAUUGCUUAAA
Molecule: messenger RNA, 16864 nt
Organism: Anneissia japonica
Lineage: Eukaryota; Metazoa; Echinodermata; Crinoidea; Comatulida; Comatulidae
Exons: 100
Coding region: 74-15889 (5271 amino acids)
Biological process (GO): lipid transport
Molecular function (GO): lipid carrier activity; calcium ion binding; protein binding
Source: RefSeq, a predicted model, not a curated record